AUGGAGCACCUCUUACUUCCUCACGGAGCGACAGUGCCUCGAUCAGAAAAGGUCCCUCAUAUCGCCGAUCAAUAUGAUAAUGGCUCUUUCCUGGACUACCCGAUACGCAGCCGCUUCAAACCUGUGUACGACCUGUUCGUCACGGACGGUGACGAGGCACAUUACGACAAGGGUCGACUGCAGGACUCUGCCAUGCAAGCUGAGCUCAAUGCUUUGAUGCAAACCUGGCUGUUCUUUGGUCUGCUCCACGAGGUCUUCGGCGAUCGAGCUCCGGCCAGUGCUUUCCUGACCCAAGACACUGAGACCUCUCAGACUCUCGUAACGACAAUCAAUCUACCAGGGAUAGCACAGGAGUGGAUCCCACAACACACAGAUCGCGACGAGAGCGAGCGUCAUGAACUCCUCGAGCACCUCGUCAUCUGCACUCAGCGAACGAACGAUUUCAUGAAACAAGUGCGUCGCCAGCUUGACAAGACAAGCAGCUGCAAUAUGAUCAUGGUCACAAUCGCAGCUCUCGGUGAGACCAUGGAGAGUAUAGUACUCGAGACUUUGCACAAGGGAACACGCAGCAUGCCCACCACAUGGGCGUCUUUCUACGACUCGGAAGAUCUGGUAGCGACUAUGUUGCAUAACAACUGGUGCCCCGCCGAUGUGGCUGCCUGGAGGAAUCCCGAGGGCAGUGAGAUUCAGAUGCUGUACUAUCUCAGCAAGGUGGUACAGCCGCAGGUGAAAAAUCAUAGCCAUUGCGAUGGGGCUCAGUGCGUGGCGAGUCAGUAUAAUAUGGCCCAGACUGAGUUGUUACAUCGCUGCGCUGAUCGAAGUUGUGGUGACUUUUACGUGGAUGAUGUGAAGGUGAUGGAUGCGUUGGCUGAUGGAUACAUCGCGCUGCUCGAUAUUAGCUGUGAAGAUGAUACGCAAGAUUUGAGAAUUGAUGUCGUAUCGUCGAAAGAUGGACAGGCUUACAUCGUGCUAUCUCACGUGUGGGCUGACGGCCUGGGCAACCCUUUUGCGAAUGCACUACCGGGGUGUCAACUGGCUUACGUGGCACGCAUCGUACAGAGCAUGAGAGACAAAGCACCGAGUGAAGAAGGCAAGCUGCUCCUCUGGUUGGACACUCUAUGCUGUCCGGUACGUAGCGAUGAUCACCGAGCGAUGUGCCUGGAGCGGAUGACGAACAUCUACAAAGCAGCUGCAUACGUUCUUGUUUUAGACGGGCCGCUCGAGCACUUCAGCUUAGACGAUCUAGACGCGAUCGAGAUCUGUAUGAGACUGAAGUACUCAGGAUGGAUGCGACGACUCUGGACACUUCAGGAAGGCGUUCACGCCAACAGACUGUGGCUUCAGCUCAAGGACGAGUCCGUCAAUCUCGAUCUCGUCGAAGAGUAUCUCUCUGGAAUCUACAAAACCGAUACCAUCCACGAGUCGAUCGUCCUGCCGCUGAUCGCAUACAUGAGAGAGCUGCGAGGCCUGAUCAACCGCCGCGCAGCGAAUCGUGGACCAGCUGGCUUAGCAGAGGUUAUUAGAGCCUUCAAACAGCGCUCUGUCUCCGUUGCCACCGACGAACCUCUGUGCUUGGCCAACUGCUUGGACAUUGAUCAGCGAGUAAUAGUCCGGGUGCGUCCAGAAGAUCGGAUGAAGACGUUCUGGCGUGUACUGCCAGACGUCCGCGACUCCGACAGCGAGGUCAGAGGGAUCCCGAGAGGUAUCAUCUUCUUCCGCGAAGCAAGACUGAGUGAGCCUGGCUACCGAUGGGCACCCGCAUCAGUCAUGCACAAGCAUGAGUUCGGCAAUCUCAGGAAGCCCAAGAUUGUGGGCGAUCUAGCGCGGAUUACACCGCAAGGGCUUGUAGCCAAAUAUCCCGCGUGCGAAGUGACUGUACCGUGUCAGCUCGAAGAAGCGGACAAGGUCCGAUGGAACGAGCUACUGAAAAGUGCUCCAGCAGCACUAUUCAUCCGCUACCAUGAGAAGAAAUGGUUCUGUAUGACCUGGAACGCAGCCCCGGGGAGACACGUUGAGCCCGACUCAAUCAUGAAGCAUAUGCAAGCAGACGGAGGCACCAAGAUCUUCAUUGCAGAACCCGCCCUCGACGAAAUGUUAAGCGACGAAGCCAAUCGUAACGCUGCUCAGCUCAUGACCGGGACUAUUGUGAGUGGAGACAGCGAUAAAAUCCACUUCCGCAGCGAGAAAUACGCCACCAUGGGGUCUUUACCCAAGAACCUCGUAAUACAACUAGAAGCAGUAUGGCAAAUCGCCCAAGACCCCGAGCUACGGUCUCUCCUAUCGCCAAGUCGCAAGGAUCCGGAUGAAGGUCCUCUGUAUCCUGAACUUCCACAAGACGAGGGAUUAAGGCAAUUACCCAACGAUGGAGCGCAAAGACUCUUCGAUCUUGCCGAUGAAGCUCUGCAAGACGAGGAGCUGGCACGAAGCUAUGGUACUGCGACACGGCAGAUGAUGCGGGAGAAUCUUGCUGGUUUGACUAUGUUCAUGGUCUCGGAGCGGUGGGGGCAGAUUGGGAGGACGUGGACUGGCGAGCAGGUGUGGUGUGUUGACUGA
Molecule: messenger RNA, 2553 nt
Organism: Fulvia fulva
Lineage: Eukaryota; Fungi; Ascomycota; Dothideomycetes; Mycosphaerellales; Mycosphaerellaceae
Exons: 1
Coding region: 1-2553 (850 amino acids)
Source: RefSeq, a predicted model, not a curated record